UCUGAAAAGAAAAUGAGGAAUGUGAAUCGAGUCUUCUUCUGCAAAUCACUCUCUCUCGUCUUCCUCGUUCCCUCUUUCACUCGUCCCCACCUCCGAUUCACCUAUUCCGCCGCCGGAGCUUCUCUUCCUAAUCGAGCGAUUCACUGCAUGGCCACCGAUCCCCCUCUCCCUCAAUCGGCGGCAUCGUUUUCGUCUGUCACCGGCGGAGGUAAUCCCGUCUCUCCUACUCCUCGGACUAAUGAUGUCGCGGCGGUUCCGGCUUCUUCCGCCAUAGAUUUUCUAUCGCUCUGUUCUCGCCUCAAGACAACUCCAAGAGCUGGAUGGGUGAAAAGAGAUGUUCAAAAUCCAGAAUCAAUAGCCGAUCACAUGUACCGGAUGGGUCUUAUGGCUUUAAUUUCUUCAGAUAUUCCCGGUGUCAACAGAGAAAAAUGCAUGAAAAUGGCAAUUGUUCAUGACAUUGCAGAAGCUAUUGUCGGAGACAUUACACCUUCUUGUGGGGUCUCUAAAGAAGAGAAGAAUCGAAGAGAAAGCGAAGCACUUGAACACAUGUGCAAGCUCUUGGGUGGAGGGGAAAGAGCUACGGAAGUCGCUGAGCUAUGGAGAGAAUAUGAAGCAAACGCCUCACCGGAAGCCAAAGUUGUUAAAGAUUUCGAUAAGCUUGAGAUGAUACUACAAGCUUUGGAAUAUGAACAAGAUCAAGGUAAAGAUUUAGAAGAGUUUUUCCAAUCAACCGCAGGCAAGUUCCAGACUGAUAUAGGCAAAGCUUGGGCAUUGGAGAUUGCUUCAAGACGAAAAAAGCAACCUUAGUUAGUUCUCACUUGAGUUUUGUUUUUGUUUUUAAAAGUCUAGUUCUUACUUGAGCUAAAUACUCUCUUACCUUCAAAGUUUAAUCAUCUUAAUAUACUUUCAUUUGGAUCUAGAACUUUAAAGGGUACAUUUUGUAGCUCAAAUUCUUUGAGGGAGAAGCCUAAAAAUGGUGGAGAAAGAUAGGAGAACCAUUCUUUACCAAUUUUUUUUGUCUUCUGACGUAUUCAAAUAAUCUAUAAAUACUAGCUUUC
This is a messenger RNA of Eutrema salsugineum, 1058 nucleotides long. RefSeq names its product HD domain-containing protein 2. NCBI's taxonomy places the organism in Eukaryota, Viridiplantae, Streptophyta, Magnoliopsida, Brassicales, Brassicaceae. The coding region runs from base 13 to 807 and encodes 264 amino acids. The transcript has 7 exons. Gene Ontology annotation, cellular component: cytoplasm. The record is from RefSeq and is a predicted model, not a curated record. Gene Ontology annotation, molecular function: 5'-deoxynucleotidase activity.